AUGGGGAGGAAAACGAAAGGGUUUAAGCUACCGGUCGGCCAAAAGAACCGCGGUCCAUUACCGGAAAGCGAAACCAGCGGCGGCAGCGGCAGCGGCAGCGGCAGCGGCGGAGCUUCGAUUCCUUUCAUCUGCUCGUCAAACGCUGGAAACCAAUCGUGGGUUCGUCGAUCGUUUGUGCUUCUGGCAGUCAAGGAUUUGGAAGAUGAGACUAACGAGGAAGAGGAGCAGGAAGAGAUGGGGAAGAAAAUGGUUGCUAAAGGGCACAAAGAUGAUUUGGAAAGACUUAAGCAAAAGGACCCAGAGUUUUAUCAGUUCUUGCAAGAACAUGAUAAGGAGCUUCUUGAAUUCGAUGACGAGGAUGCUGAGGAGGAUGCUGAUAAUGAUUUGGAGGAACCAACCAUAGAUAAGGAUGAGGCAGUCGGUGAACAUAUUCAGUUGGAGAAGGAAGAGAAGAAACAAUCUAAAACUGUUGUAACUAUCGCAAUGGUUGAAUCCUGGACUAAGGCAGUGCUAGAUGGUGGUAAAAUAGGUGCCCUUCGUUCUCUUCUGAAAGGUUUCAGAAUUGCAUGCCACUAUGGUGAUGAUAGUGGGGAUGACUCUUCAUCAAACUUAAGUAUCAUGUCUAGCGCUGUGUUCAAUAAAAUAAUGGUAUUUGUCCUGAGUCGAAUGGAUGGAAUUCUUCGCAAGAUGUUGGACCUGCCUUCUUAUGGUGGGAAGAAAGAGGUGAUGCUUAAAGUAAUGGGUACCCGGAAAUGGAAGAAAUACAGUCACCUGGUGAAGUCAUAUCUGGGAAAUGCCCUGCAUGUUUUGAACCAAAUGACUGAUGCACAGAUGGUAGCUUUUACUUUGCGGCGUCUCAAGUAUUCGUCUUUGCUAUUGGCUGCUUUCCCAAGUCUAUUGCGGAAGUAUGUCAAGGUUGCCCUUCACUUUUGGGGUUCAGGAGGCGGUGCCCUCCCAGUUGUAUCUACUCUGUUCCUGAGGGAUUUAUGCGUACGGCUUGGACAGGAAUGUGCAGAUGACUGCUUCAAGGGUAUGUACAAGGCAUAUGUUCUGAACUGUCAGUUCAUAAAUGCUGCAAAGUUGCAGCAUAUCCAAUUUCUUGGGAACUGUGUUAUUGAAAUAUUUCGGGUGGACCUCCCGACUGCGUAUCAACAAGCUUUCGUUUACAUCCGGCAGUUGGCAAUGAUUCUGAGAGAUGCUAUCACUAUGAAAACGAAGACGCUAAACUAUGCCUUUUUCUUGUUUCACAAGGAAUCAUUUCGACGAGUUUAUGAAUGGAAAUUCAUGAAUUGCCUUGAACUUUGGACUGGUGCUGUCUGCACUUACAGUUCGGAAGCUGUUUUUAAGCCUCUAGCCUAUCCGUUAACUCAAAUCAUUUCCGGAGUGGCUUCACUGGUUCCAACUGCUAGAUACUUUCCUCUUAGAUUGAGGUGUGUAAGAAUGCUCAACCGCAUUGCUGCAUCUACUGGAACAUUCAUACCGGUUUCCACUCUCCUCUUGGACAUGUUAGAAAUGAAAGAACUGAAUAGGCCUCCAACUGGAGGUGUUGGCAAAGCUAUUGAUUUGCGCACAAUAAUGAAGGUAAACAAGCCUACGCUGAAAACACGAGCAUUUCAAGAGGCCUGUGUAUAUUCUGUAGUUGAAGAAAUAGCCGAACAUUUAGCUCAAUGGAGCUAUUCAAUGGCUUUCUUUGAGCUGUCUUUUAUUCCGGCUGUAAGACUAAGAAGCUUCUGCAAAGCUACCAAAGUUGAUAGAUUCAGAAAAGAAAUGAGGCAGCUUAUACGACAGAUUGAGGCCAACUCCAAGUUCACAAAUGAAAAGCGUGCGUCAAUCACUUUACCGAAUGACCCUGCAGCUGCAUCUGAAAUUGAGAACGAGAAACAGUUGGGUCCCAGUCCUUUGUCGAAGUAUGUUGUGACAUUGCAUCAAAGAGCAAAGCAAAGAAGUAGUUCACUGGUGGAAUCCAGGGUUGAUACAUCCAGGGAUGAGGGAAAGAAGAAGAAGAAGAAAAGAAAGAAAGGACAGGAAGAAGAAGAUGAUGAUAUCGUUGAGGAUUUCAUACUGAGUUCCGACGAGGAAGAACCCCCGAGUGGCACCCCUAAUGAGGAAGGCGAGAAUGUGAAAACAAGGCCACAGAAGAAAAGGCAGAAAUUUUCGAAGAAGGAAUCUCAUUCAAAGAAACCAAGAAGGAAGCAGAGGGAGGGUAAAGUAUGAGGGAGGGCAGUAAUCUGUUUGAUCUUUCUUUGUAGCUCUAAAUGGUCCAAAAUUUUGGGUUUAAGAACAACCAAUGAGAUUAUGGAAAAGAAAUCAAACACCAAGGCAACGAUUUUUUUGCAACUGGUCUCUAGGCCUUUCAUUGCAUCCACUUUUUGAGUACUAGUUUAUCAAACCUUAAUCCAUUUCUGUAUGUAUAUAUAGAACAAAUGUUCCCUAUAAAAUUGUCAAAUCAAU
Molecule: messenger RNA, 2451 nt
Organism: Linum tenue
Lineage: Eukaryota; Viridiplantae; Streptophyta; Magnoliopsida; Malpighiales; Linaceae
Source: the annotation of a GenBank genome assembly